CCCACCAUCUGGGGGCACCAGGGAAACAGGGGGUAGUGAACAGAGCUUUGCUAAAGGCCCCCUGCAGCCUGCCACCUGACCCUCUCUGGACUCAGGCAGAAGGAAUUGACGCUGUGGGAGGCCAAGGGCAGCCCUCCCCAUCCAGCCACCUGGCCUGGGCUUCCUCCUUCCCUGCCUCCUUUCUUUCUUUCAUUGAAUUCAGCUGAUAUUUGGGGUGACCUAGUAGGUACCAAGCAGGCACCGUGGGGGAACACAGAUGCACAAGUGGUACAGAGCUAUCCAGAGGCCCCAGGCCUGACUCUGGGACACUGCGGCCUCCCUGGGGAAGCAGCAGUGUCAUAGAGGUGAUCUGAUGCAAGCAAGGAGUAUCUUGAGGGAGGAAAGGGAAUGAGCCUGAGGCAGUAGGGUCCCUCAUCCAGACUCUGACCGCAGGAUUCCUACGAUAAGAUUCUCAGAUGCUGCUUCCCCCUGGUGGUAACCAGUUACCCUGCAACUCGGAGACCACGUGAUUUCGGGGAAAAGGACCUCCCUGGAGGAGAACUGAAACUUAGGGUGGGGACUGUAGAAAGGGGCGGAGAGAUCCAGGAGCUGCCUAGCCGGGAGCUGAGCUGAGGUCGGCUGAGCCCUGGGACAGCCUGCACAGCAGCUCAGGAUGGCAUCAGGCAGGGCACGUUGCACCCGAAAGCUCCGGAGCUGGGUGGUGGAGCAAGUGGAGAGCGGGCAGUUCCCAGGAGUGUGCUGGGAAGAUGCGGCCAAGACCAUGUUCCGCAUUCCCUGGAAGCACGCAGGCAAGCAGGACUUCCGGGAGGAUCAGGAUGCCGCCUUCUUCAAGGCCUGGGCGAUAUUUAAGGGAAAGUACAAGGACGGGGACUCGGAAGGCCCUGCUAUCUGGAAGACUCGUCUGCGCUGUGCUCUGAACAAGAGUUCUGAGUUCCAGGAGGUUCCUGAGAAUGGCCACAGGGAUGGGGCUGAGCCCUACAAGGUGUACCGGCUGCUGCCACCCGGAACCCUCCCCGCUCAGCCAGGGACCCAGAAAUCACUGUCAAAGCGACACCACAGUUCUGUGUCCUCUGAGAGGAAGGAGGACGAGGUUACCACGAAGAACUGCAUACUCAGCCCCUCCUUGCUCCAGGACCCCCUCAAAAAUGAGCUGGUGGAGACCAGUGGGGGAGCAGCCUACUCAGACUCCGGGAGCAGCAGCAGUGGCAACAGCCCUGAGCCUCAGGAAGGUAGGGACACAGCUGAGGCCCCUCUCCAAGGAGAUCUGGUGUCCCCAGAGCUUCUGCCCCCUCCAGGUUCAGACUACUCUCUGCUGCUCACCUUCAUCUACGAUGGACGUGUGGUGGGUGAGGCCCAGGUGCAGAGCCUGGACUGCCGCCUCGUGGCUGAGCCCUCGAGCACCCAGUACGGCAUGGAGCAGGUGAUAUUUCCCAAACCCGGCCCACGAGAGCCCACCCAGCGCUUGCUGAGCCAGCUCAAGAGAGGGGUCCUGGUGGCCAGCAACUCCCGAGGCCUCUUUGUGCAGCGCCUUUGCCCCAUCCCCAUCUCCUGGAAUGCGCCUCAGGCUCCACCUGGUCCAGGCCCGCACCUGCUGCCCAGCAACAAGUGCGUGGAGCUCUUCAGAACUGCCUAUUUCUGCAGAGACCUGGCCAGGUACUUCCAGGGCCUGGGCCCCGCACCCGAGUUCCAGGUGACACUGAAUUUCUGGGAGGAGAGCCCUGGCCCCAACCACACCCCACAGAGUCUUAUCACAGUGCAGAUGGAGCAGGCCUUUGCCCGACAUUUACUGGAGAAGACUCCAGAGGAUCAGGCAGCCAUCCUGUCCCUGGUGCAGAGCGUGGAGGACCCGGCCUCCUUCUCCUCUCUCUGUUCCUCCUAUCUGCUUUGAGAGAGCCUCUUCCUCCACACUCUUGACCUGCCUCCCACGUUACUUUGCUGCAGGCUCCCUGAACCCACCAGACAUUUCUGCCUCAGGACCUUUGCACUUGCUGGUUCUUUUGUCUAGAACACUCUUCCUUCAGGUAAGCACAUGACUUGCCCCCUCUCUUCAGAGAGGGCUUCCCUGAACACCCAACCCAAAUAGCAGCCCUCACUAUUUUCUAUUCUCUUAUGCUGCCUCAUUUUUCUUCAUAACACUUAUUUACCACUUCACACAUUUCUAUUUGUCUACUUGUUUAUCAUCACUCCUUCCCUAUUCCAUGAGAACAGGGACUUGUUUCGUUCAUUGCUAUAUCCCCAGCGUCUAGAGUAGUGCCUGGCACAUGGUAGGCAUGUAAUAAAUACUUGUUGAAUGAAUGGACAGAUGAAUGAGCAAAUUACUGUGUCCUUUAUCUCUUAAACUAGGUCCUAAGCACCUUAAGGGUAGGUGGCCCCACUUUAUCAUAUUUGUGCCCCAGUGUGAACACUUAUGAACACUGACAAUAUACGUACAGUGAUCGAAACAAUUUGUAAGUAUCAUGUAGAAACCAAUUUAGCCAAGCACCGUGGAAUAGGGAUUGGGAACACUGGAAUUCAAAAGAGCAGAGUUCCCAACCAGGCUGCCACUAAGGAGCUGUGUGGUCUGGAACAAACAGUCCAUAUGGGCCUCUGUUUUCUCAUCUGUAAAGGCAAGUCUUGGACUAGAUUUUGAAAUCCCAUUCAGCCUUGAUAUUCUGUGGUUGUAAAUUUAGGGCAGUUGCUCAUUUCCCUGACAAACGUUUGCUGAGCUAAGUUUCAGGCACUAAUGGAAAAAACAUGAACCUCUCAAGA
Messenger RNA from Balaenoptera acutorostrata (minke whale), 2748 nucleotides. It is a transcript of the gene IRF9, whose product is annotated as interferon regulatory factor 9. Gene Ontology annotation, cellular component: nucleus. Gene Ontology annotation, molecular function: RNA polymerase II cis-regulatory region sequence-specific DNA binding; DNA-binding transcription factor activity, RNA polymerase II-specific; protein binding. The record is from RefSeq and is a predicted model, not a curated record. Lineage: Eukaryota; Metazoa; Chordata; Mammalia; Artiodactyla; Balaenopteridae. The coding region runs from base 653 to 1888 and encodes 411 amino acids. Gene Ontology annotation, biological process: immune system process; regulation of transcription by RNA polymerase II. The transcript is spliced from 10 exons.